AUCAUGGUAAACCAACCAAACCAGAGGGUCCCCUGAAUGUGAUUCCCAUCAAUACACAAUCCUGUAAACUUAAAUGGAACCCACCAUGUGAUGGUGACAGUACAAUAAACAGAUAUAUCAUUGAGCAACGUGCUGGUACAAAGAGAGAAUGGACAACAGUCAGCGAUCAGAUUCCACCUGAUGUUACCUCAUAUGAUCUUACAAGUCUUAAGCUAUCCACUGAAUACUACUUCAGAGUUUGUGCAGAGAAUGCAGUAGGUAGGAGUGAAUACCUUGAAUCCAUGGGCAUAACAAUCACAUUUGAUUUAUCAAGUGGAAUGAAAAUAAUGUAUCGAGGGCGUGCUAUGGUGUUAGGAGCAAGUGGUGCUGGCAAGACUUCCACAUUGAAAAGCAUAUUUGGUGAACCAUUCGAAGAGGAGCUUGAUAGCACAGAUGGAAUUAAAAUGUAUAGAUUUGAUGAUGAUUGGUGUAAAGUUGAAGAUGACUCAACCGAGGCAAUUGAAUCAGCCCAUGCAGACGCCGUUGCAAAUACAAUAGAAGUGAAACAACAACCACAAAGUGACUCAAUCGAGGCAAUUGAAUCAGAACGUACAGAUGAUAUUACAAAUGCAAGAGAAGUGGAACAACAACCACAGAAUGACUCAACCAAGGCAAUUGAAUCAGCCUAUACAGAUGCUAUUGAAAGUACAAUACCACAACAACAAGCUGUGCCUCAAGACAGUCCCAAGUUUGAAAAUAUUGAAGUUGAAGUAAAAGGAGAUGCAGCUAGAAUUGAGCAGAUUAAAAAGAAUAAAGAAGUAUAUAUUAAUAAACUCAUGGAAAGAUUGAAAGACGUUAAAGAUCCAGAAAAAGAAGACUUUUGCUUCACAUUGUUUGAUUUUGGUGGGCAAGAAAUUUAUUAUAUUUCACAUCAGGUCUUUAUGCAGGGUAAAUUCCUGUACAUAAUUGUGACAGAUAUUUCCAAGAAAUUGGAUGACCCAGUUACUGAUCAAGAAAGGCAAAUGAAUAUUCAUCUUGAACUGGAAACAGCAAGGGACUUUAUUCUCUACUGGGCAAAUACAAUACUGACAUAUGCUAUGCACAGUGAAGAUAAUAAGUACCCAAAGAUAGUAAUUAUUGCAACUAAAGCAGAUAAGAUAUCAAAGGAAGAGGCUAUAAGACGUCUACAUGAAAUUAAUACAUUUCUGUCAGACGUAAUUAGCCAGAAAAUGGCCGUGAAAAUCGCUGCUCUUUAUGCUAUCAGCAAUAAGGUACCAGAAGUGGUUUAUUCCAUAGUUGAUGGCAAAGACAAGAGUGGUAAUAUUUCAUUGCUUAAAGAUAAACUCAUGGCUAUUUCAAAGUCGGAAUGGUUCAAAUAUAGAGUUAACUGCAAGUGGUUGGAGUUGGAACUUCAACUGAAAACCAAGUACACAGUUGCUGACAGUGAUAAGAGGCCUAUUGAGACAAUCAAAGAGGUUCAUGAGCUAGCACGCAAGAUUAACAUGAGUGAGGAUGAUGCUGACGAGGCACUGGAGUUUUACUACCGUAUUGGGGAGAUGGUCUGUCUGGAAGAGAAAGUUUGUAUUAAACCGGAGUGGUUUGCAGACUUGUUCAAGCUUGUCAUCACCUAUGUAUUGAAAAAAAAUCUUCCCACAAGACAAACAUGCUUCCUCAAACCCUUAGAAGAACGUGGUGAAUUGAAUGAAGAGCUUUUGGAUAAGGUGUUGGAAAGCAAGAACCGACCAAAAGAAGAUAAGCCGAUCUUGAUUGAAAUAUUCAAGAGGUUUGAUAUUAUUUGUGAAGUAAACCAAUCACAACCAGUACAACCAGGCAAGCGUAAAUUUAUAAUGCCAUGUAUGCUGACCAGCAGCACAUCUAUUCUUCAAGAUAAACCCAACACAACAACAAGUCCUGCUCUUCAUUAUCACUUUCCAGACAAUUGUCUCCCCAGUGCAGUUUUCUAUCAGUUAGUGGUGAGGUGUGCAUCUGCUGAGCAAUGUGAGCCAAAGUUAUACAAACAUGCAGCACAGUAUUACUGGUCCAGGAAUGCCUUGACUGUCAUUACUAUAAAGAAGGAAGGUUCUGACAUAGUACUGACAGUGACAUUUAAACGUCUUGAUGAUGAUGAUGAGAUUCCCAAUCAGUCACACUGUGGUCCAGAAAUCAGAAAAUCUGUAGAUGAUAACCUAAACGAUAUCAUCAAGAAAUACAGGCCUGGUUUAUCGUAUGAGCACAGUUUAAAGUGUCCUUGUGGUAAACAUGAUCUGUCCAAUAGAAAAGAAGAUGAUGGAUGUGUUGUCAUUGGUUCAUUGAAAGGAGAUGAGUGUUGGUGUAAUGCAAUACGCAAUUGCAAAAAAGAUGCUCUAUUGAAAUCUCACGACUUGUCCUUCUGGUUUGACCCAAUUGCAACUGAUCCUAAUCACUCACACAAUACACCUGCUAUCUGUGCCAUCAAGACAGUGUCUUCAACUCAAUUGACUAUCCAAUGGAAGCAACAUACAUCAGAAGUUAAACUUCAGCACCGGAUGGUAGGGGAGACUAAAUGGUGUGAGGUUCCACAUAAAGGAGGCAAUACUGCUGAGGAUGAAGAUCUCAAACCAGAUACACGAUAUUACUAUAGAUUACGAGCUGAUGGGGAAACAAGUUAUGCUGUUUCAGGGGUAACAUUAAAAG
Saccoglossus kowalevskii is the source of this 2652-nucleotide messenger RNA. RefSeq lists its product as uncharacterized. The record is from RefSeq and is a predicted model, not a curated record. NCBI's taxonomy places the organism in Eukaryota, Metazoa, Hemichordata, Enteropneusta, Harrimaniidae.